Messenger RNA from Symbiodinium natans, 1956 nucleotides. Lineage: Eukaryota; Dinophyceae; Suessiales; Symbiodiniaceae. The record is from the annotation of a GenBank genome assembly.
AUGACGCGGGCCGCAGCGUUCCUGGCGCUGUGGCCACUGGCUGCCGCGACCGGCGAAUGCCCAUGCAUCACGAGCAGCUCUGCCCUAUACAGCCAGCUUCGAGCCGAGCUUACCGCGGAAGGGCUCGGGGCGGAUUACGGCACGGAAGGGUGCCGAGCCUACGACAAUGAGAACCGGUCGCGGUCGCUGUUUGGGUGCAAUGGGACAGCGCAGGUGUCUCAAUGUGAGAAUCCCUGGUGCUUCGUGGACAUGACGGUCUGCCCCUUCAGCCUGGACCGCUGUGCGGCGGCCGGGGCCGCGCCCGGCAGUGACGACUCGCCACACUGCCGCACCCGCCGGACGGAGGACAAGACGAUUCUCAACACGUCCUGGUCCUACAGCUACGAGACAUGUGGCUCCGUGAACAUCGACUCGAUACGUCACAGCGUCGCCAUCGGCGGAUAUGUCAUCAAGAUUGCUGCCACAGCCUGGGCGCCAUGGGUCGUGGAACGCGGAGGGGAAUUCGGUGGCCCCAGCUACGACUUCUUCACCCAGUCCUUGAAGCUCUUCGAUCCCAUUCCCACCGUCAGGCUCAUCCCGGGUUGGGCCACGGAGCAGUCCAGGCGGAAGUUCGCGAGCUCCUACACGGCCUGCGUGCACGACGUGGCGGUUGGGAACUUCGACCUUUGCAUCGCCGACCUUUGGCUCACGCCCGAGCGGAACAGCGUCGCCAACUUCCUGCCGCCACUCAGGCAGGACUUCUUCUACCUCGUUGUCCCGAAGACCAUCGAGGAGGUCACCUUCUGGAGUUAUCUUGCGUCGCCCUUUCGGCCUUUCAGUGUUGAUGCCUGGCUGGGCGUGGUAGCCUUCCUUUGCGGCAUGUCGCUGCUUCUCUGGCUGAUGCAGCUCAGCGACGCGGGGUUCUGCAGCCGCAGGCAAAAAUUCUCAUGGAGCCUAGCAGAGUUCGGGAAUUCCUUGUUCGUCGUGUGGCAUGACUUUCUUCUGGGCCAAAGCAGCCACGAUGUCGAGAAUGGCCCCGCGCGCAAGCUGAUCAGCGUCGCUUUUUCCUUCUUCAUCCUCAUCAUUCUCGCCAGCUACACGGCGAGCUUGGCAUCGAUAUUGGUCGUGAAGCGCGGGGCUGUGGGUGAGAUUUCCAGCAUCGACGAGGCCAUUGAGAAGGGAGUCUCGAUCUGCGUGCCGAGUGUGCUGGGCCCGACGUUCACGAACCUGUACAGUCGGGCCAGCUUCGUGCUCGUGGGCUCCCAAGAGCAUUCCCCUCGUCGCAUGCACGCCGGAGACUGCAAAGCCAUGGUGGUGUCGCAGGACGUCAUAGACAGCUUGCAUGCGGGCUACAUCAAAGAACAAGACUGCAAUGAAGUGCAAGUCACCCAGACAGUCACCGAAGAUGAAGGCCGCUGUGAAACAGAUUAUCUGGGGAGGACGCGUGACGACUGCAACUUCAUCAGGGUUGGGGAGAUGCUCUGGAGCGUCCCACUGUCCUUCCCCGUCAGCGAGAAGUUAUUGCACAGCCUGUCCUGGGCAUUUACGACUGGGCUGACGGACGGGCUUCUGGAGGAGGUGAAGGGCAACAAGCUCAACAAGGAUGGCUUUCCCGUGCCAAACUGUGCGGCGGAGGAAGGGAACGACGACGGUGUGCUAAGCCUGGAAGACCUCAGUGGCACCUUCUUCAUCUCCGUCUUCAUCGCCGCCGCUGGCCUGGUAUGCUUCGUCUUCGAGACCCUUCGCAAGGGGCGCUCCAGCGCGGAGGAAGGCCUCGGAGUCGUCGAUCCGCAGGAAUCGCAAGACAUCCCCAAGGCGAACGUCUUCCUGGAGACAGCCAAGGCGGAAGAGCGUUUGGCGGCGCAGCCCGAUGGCAUUCCCAAGGCCCGCUCCCUGGAGUCGGAGGAGCUUCCCAACCAAAAGGUCCAAGCCGCAGCCUUCGACCUGGAUGACUGUCUGCAGAUGUCUCGCAUCUGA